GCGACAUUCAUCCUCCGGAAAAGCUUCGCAAUUUCUCUCUCUUCCCCCCUCUCUCUCUCUCUCUAAAAUCGGAGAGAGAGAGCAACCAGCGAUUCUCCGCCAUAUCGUCGGCCACGAGAGAGAGAGGAAUCGGAUAGCAUGAGGCGGGCAGCGAUUCCCGUGCCUCUUUCUUAGGGUUUCCGUCAUCGCGAGACUCGCCCCAUUGCGCGACGCUUUUCUCGGCCCUCGUUCCGACGUACAUUGCUUCGAUCAUCGGUGUUUCUCUUUGCUCUUUGGCAGUUUGAUCGGUUUCGUGUCGUUCUGCUUCGCGGGUUCGACAUUUUGGCGCGGUCGCUGCGAGCUGGACUUUGUGAAGAUUGAGAUAUAUGUUAGACCGUCCCUCCGGUCUCAAUGGUUUGCCCAGUUGGGAGUGGGAAAAUGGCUGUUUUGGCUCGGGUUCUUGCGGGAGGCAGUUUCUCCAACACAGCAGAAAAGGAAGUUAGCCAUCAGAAAUUAUUGGCUCAGCACAUUUUUAAGGAAUUUCGUGAGGCUGAUGAAGCAAAUUUGCUCGAUGAGGAAGACAUGCAUGUAUAUGGUUUGAAGCCUAUGGCUGAUCAACUGCAUUUGGUAUGUUGCAAUGCAUGUAAGAAGCCAAUCAAGGCCAGUCAAUAUAUGGCUCAUGCAGAUAUCUGUAGGUUCUUGAAUUCUACACAAGAAGCUAUUGCGGUGCCUAAUGGCACUGGAAGGGGCAAAAGACCACCUAGGAAGGAGAGAAAAAAGUCCACCACUCCCAAGCAGGGAUUUACUGUUGGAGAGCAAGGAAAUUAUGAAUUUGUGAAGGAUACCAUCACUGUUGCAUCACAGUUUCGUUACAAUGGAAACCAGCAAUCAUCUUCUUUGUGUUUGGAGGUCAAAGAAAAUUCAGCUAGUCAAGUUGUUCCAAGAAGUAAAGAUGAUCCAGGAGUUAUCCCUAGAAAUGCUGAUGAGUCAGCAAGUCAAAUGCGUCCUCCUGUGAAACGCUCUAGAUUGAUAGCAGGGGAGCAUAUGUCUGAAACAGAUGAUCAAGAAACAGAUUCUGGUAUCACUAGAAGUAGGGAUUUCCUAAAAGAAUCACUUCCGGAACAAGAAACAAAGAAUGGUUGUGCUAUCGGCUAUAAGAAUCCCUUGCAAAUUUGUACAUAUAGCCAAUUGACACAAGGUACUCCUUUGCCCCUUGCUAGCAAAAUAUAUUACUCUCAGAGAAACAAUCGUCUCCGAUCAGCUAUCAGCCAUCUUUAUUACAUGACAUCUACUGAUGGGCUUCUUGAUGAAUUGGAAUUGAGAGAUGCACAGCCAUCGCCUUUACUGCAAGAACCUGAACCGGUUCUUUCGAAAAGUUCGUCAUUAUGUUCAGAUAUCUCUGCAGUAUCUUUGCCACCAUCACAAGUAUCAAAUUAUCUAUCCGCUGAUAAUUCUUUGAGGCCUCAGGAUGCUCCAAUUCAGUUAAUGAAAAGCAGAACGUUUCCCAAUGGUUAUUCUUUUGCUGGUGACCCAGGCAAACCGCUGAGCAUACAGCAGCCAGAUGGAAGUGUUUCAGUUUCAUAGAAUCGUGACUCGGAAUUUUUUGUUAGGCGACGGUGUAAGUAGCCAUUACAUGAGGUUAGAGUCAAUUUUUGAGAAUCAAUCUUAACCAUCAUUAAAUUGUUCAUUCCUGUCUCCUAUACUGCCAAUGCUCAAAUUGUUCUUUUUGGGCAAUUGGCAUGAAUUGUUCAUAUUCGGUAAAUAUGAUAUCAAAUCUUUUUCUGGCCA
Rhodamnia argentea is the source of this 1767-nucleotide messenger RNA. RefSeq lists its product as uncharacterized. The transcript has 13 exons. Gene Ontology annotation, cellular component: SAGA complex. The coding region runs from base 391 to 1563 and encodes 390 amino acids. The record is from RefSeq and is a predicted model, not a curated record. NCBI's taxonomy places the organism in Eukaryota, Viridiplantae, Streptophyta, Magnoliopsida, Myrtales, Myrtaceae.